Bactrocera neohumeralis is the source of this 3209-nucleotide messenger RNA. RefSeq names its product RNA cytidine acetyltransferase. The record is from RefSeq and is a predicted model, not a curated record. Bases 110 to 3133 code for a protein of 1007 amino acids. Gene Ontology annotation, biological process: rRNA acetylation involved in maturation of SSU-rRNA. The transcript has 11 exons. Gene Ontology annotation, cellular component: nucleolus; 90S preribosome. Gene Ontology annotation, molecular function: 18S rRNA cytidine N-acetyltransferase activity; ATP binding; tRNA binding. NCBI's taxonomy places the organism in Eukaryota, Metazoa, Arthropoda, Insecta, Diptera, Tephritidae.
AAUUCAACACAUUGCACGUGUGUUCGUUGUCUUUGCUUAUAUUGUUCAAAAGUGUAUAUUUUUUUAAAUAUAUUUUAUUGAAUUUUAAAACUUAAUUAAACUUGGAAAAAUGGUUAAAAAGAAGAUUGACAAUCGCAUACGCGUGAUGAUCGAAAAUGGCGUAAAGUUGGGUCAUCGUACAAUGUUUAUUAUAAUCGGCGAUAAAGGACGUGAUCAGGUGCCGAUACUGUACGAUAUUUUGACGAAAUCCACAGUGAAAGCGCGGCCCACAGUGCUAUGGUGCUAUAAAAAUAAAGACGAGGCUAUAUCGAACCAUGGACGUAAGCGCGCUAAAAAAAUUGCGGCCGGUAAAAUUGAUGUUAACGAUGCGGAUAUGUUUGACACCUUCCGUGUGUCCACAACAAUACAUGGACGCUACUACUCGGAGACACAUGCAGUGCUGGGUCGCACUUAUGGCGUAUGUGUGUUACAGGAUUUUGAAGCGCUUACACCCAAUUUACUAGCACGCACAGUGGAGACAGUUGAAGGCGGUGGUUUGAUAAUACUGUUACUAAAAACAUUGCAAUCGCUUAAGCAGUUGUACACAAUGAGCAUGGAUGUGCAUAAACGUUUUCGUACCGAAGCACAUCAAACUGUCACAUGCCGUUUCAAUGAACGCUUGAUACUCUCGUUGGCUGAUUGUAAACGCUGUCUGGUUGUAAACGAUGACUUGACUGUGCUACCGUUGAGUUCGAAAACAAUCAACGUGGAUCCUGUUAAUCCUGCUGAAGUUGGCAAAUCUGAAAAUACUGAAAUGUUGCAAGACUUGAAGGAAAGUUUACGUGAUACCCCACCCGCUGGACCGCUAGUGAAUCAAUGUCGUACAUAUGACCAAGCCCGUGCCGUAGCACAGUUCAUCGAAGCAUUAGCCGAGAAGCAAUUAAAGCCACCCACAACGCUGACUGCCGCAAGAGGUCGUGGUAAGUCCGCUGCUAUGGGUCUAUCUAUUGCCGCGGCAAUAGCAUUUGGUUAUGUUAACGUCUACGUCACUUCACCACAUCCGGAGAAUUUGAUAACACUAUUUGAGUUUGUGCUAAAAGGCUUUGAUGCGCUAGAAUAUCAAGAGCACGCAGAUUACACCAUUAUACGCUCCACAAAUCCGGAUUACAAGAAAGCGAUUAUUCGCAUCAAUAUUACCCGUUCCAAUCGUCAAACUAUACAAUAUAUUGCACCCACCGACACACAUCUCUUAAACGCCGCCGAUCUAUUGCUGAUUGACGAAGCUGCAGCCAUACCACUGCCUUUGGUAAAAAAGAUGAUGGGUCCCUAUUUGAUAUUCAUGGCAUCAACCAUUAACGGUUAUGAGGGCACGGGACGUUCCCUUAGCUUAAAAUUGAUGUCACAGUUGCAAAAGGAUAAUAAUGCGCCACCACCAAUUAAACUCGAUGAAUCUAUUCGUUAUAGCGAGGGCGAUGAUAUCGAGGCAUGGUUGAUAAAUUUGUUAUGUCUAGAUGCCACGACGGUGCCCAACAUCAGUUCGGGUUGUCCAACACCGGAUGUGUGCGAUCUCUAUUAUAUCGAUCGUGAUGCACUGUUCUCUUAUCAUAAAGCAGCCGAAUCUUUUCUGCAUCGUCUUGUCUCCAUAUAUGUAGCUUCACAUUAUAAGAACAGUCCUAAUGAUCUACAAAUGAUGAGUGAUGCGCCGGCGCAUCAACUUUUCUGUCUACUCGGACCUAUUCAGCGCAAGGAUCAGCUACCUGAGAUACUAGUUGUUGUGCAAGUUGCAUUGGAGGGUGAGAUUUCAUCACAAACAAUAACAGAUUCCUUGGGGCGUGGUAAGAAGGCUAGCGGCGAUCUGAUACCAUGGAACGUUUCGGAACAAUUUGGUGAUCGGGAUUUCCCCAAAUUAUCCGGCGUGCGUGUGGUCCGAAUUGCCACACAUCCCAACUAUCAAAGGAUGGGCUAUGGCAAACGUGCAAUAAAACUGUUGCGCGAUUAUUAUCAGGGUAAAUUUACCGAUUUGAGUGAAAAUCCACAGGAUGGGGAAAAUGCUAAUGGCAUUGAAGAAGUGGAAGAAGAGCAACUGGGUUUGUUGAAAGAGCAAAUUCGGCCACGUCGUAAAAUCCCCACCUUGUUGAAACGCUUAAGUGAACGCGUGCCGGAACAUAUCGACUACUUGGGCACGUCUUAUGGUUUAACACAAGAGCUACUCAAAUUUUGGAAAAAUUUGGGUUUCGUGCCAGUAUAUGUUAGUCAAAAGGCAAAUGAUUUGACUGGUGAGCACUCUUGUAUUAUGCUGCACACAUUAGAUAAAUCUGGGGCAACACAAGAAAAGAAAUGCGCCGAAUGGUUGAGUUUGUACUUCAAUGACUUUAGACGACGCAUAACCAAACUUUUGAGCAAAACAUUUCGUGAAUUCACCACCAGUCUAGCAUUAUCCAUCAUAGAUAACAAGUGGGCGAAAAUGGAUCAUAAAGCGCUCGAUAAGCACACGCUGGAUGUUUACUUCCUGCCGCAUGAUAUUGAACGAUUGGAAGCGUACUCGCGCAAUCAAAUCGAAUAUCGUUUGAUACUGGAUUUGGUGAGCGAUAUAAGUACCUUGUACUUCCAAGGAAAAAUGCAAGAGCUGCAAAUAGACACUUUACAAAAGGCUAUCCUACUCGCAAUUGGCGUACAGGGCAAAACAGUGGACACUAUAGCUGCAGAGCUGAAUAUGCCCGGCAACCAGAUUUUGGCCAAAUUCUAUGAUAUGCUCAAAAAAACUUCCAAAUAUCUGCUUGCAGUUAUCGAAGGUCACAUCGAGAGCAAUAUGAAGAGUGAGACACAGCUGAACCGUGGCGAAGAUUUUGUACCAGUUUCGUUGUCGCUCAACGACGAAUUGGAAGAGACGGCACAACAGUUAUCGAAGAAACAAAAGGAGGAACUUAGAAAGCUGAAAAUGGAGAGCUUAAAGGAAUUCGCCAUUAAGGGCACCGAUGAGGACUGGUCGAAGGCCUUGACAAAUAAUGAUGGCAAAACGAAGCUGAUAUCCGUUAAAAGUGGAAUCAAGCGUUUGGAAGACCCCAUAGAGAAAGGCGAGCCUAAAGAGCAACCGAAAAAGAAGAAAAUCAAAUUUAGUAAAAAGACUAAAGCCUCUAUGAAGUCCCUAAUUUAAUAGUUUUUUGUUUUUAACAUGGUAGUAACGAUUUUUACUACAAAAACUUAAGAAUAAAAAAAAUUAUAUACCUUAA